This is a messenger RNA of Anthostomella pinea, 327 nucleotides long. NCBI's taxonomy places the organism in Eukaryota, Fungi, Ascomycota, Sordariomycetes, Xylariales, Xylariaceae. The record is from the annotation of a GenBank genome assembly.
AUGCUUCCCAAGCUCGCGCUUUCCCUCCUCAUAGCGGCGUCUGCCGCCCACGGCUGGUCGUUUAAGGCCUACAAGGACCACAACUGCAAGGGCGACGUGGCCUGGGACGAAAGCGGCACCGGCACCAUAACCAGCGAAGACAAGGACGUAUCCUAUAGAACGGAAAUACCUGACAUGGACACGCCGAAGAAGAUAAAGUUCGCUCUGGGCAUAGAUGAUGAAGUGUUCAUGGCCAAGGGCGGCGAUGAGGAAAAGUUCGAUCACGGUGAUAACGGCAAAUUUAUCGACUGGACGGACUGGCGAGAGUGGUACGUGAUGAGCAGAUAA